AUGGGCAGCGAGGACAUUGGCCACACUACUCCUGAUUGCAAAGGACUUAGAUACGAAGUGGAUUACCUGUUGAAAAGAGGUCACCUCAGAGAGUUGCUCUCUGAGCGCGGUAGAGCAAUCUGGGAAAAGAGGAAAGUUGAUGACCCAGAAGCAUUGCCACCGCCGCCACCAGUUACUCAAACUUACUGUGUGAUUUCUGGGGGAUCAGAGAUCAGUGGAUUGUCCCACACCUCUGCCAAGAAGCACGAGAAGGAAGCAACAAACCCCACUGCUAGAAUGGCACGUUCCCUUGGAACUUUCACUAAUCAGGUGAUGGUCUUCACGGACGAUGAAGCUACCCAACUGUUACACCCGCACCAUGAUGCUUUGGUGCUCACACUUCAGGUUGCAAACACUAACCUGAAGCGAAUUUUAAUUGACAAUGGGAGUUCCGCCAAUGUGUUGUUCUUGGCUGCCUACAAAGGAAUGGGUCUAGACGAGACCUUGAUAUUAUGGAAGUCAACGGCUCUUAUCGGGUUCAAUGGUGAGGUGAGCCAUUCAGUGGGAGAAGUUGUGUUACCCAUCUAUGCUCCAGGGUUGAACAAGCAGACUCGGUUUUCCAUCGUAGAUUCACCCUCUGCUUAUAAUGCUAUUUUAGGACGACCUUGGUUGCACGCUAUACGGGCCGUACCUUCCACAUAUCAUCAAAUCCUGCGCUAUCCUACCAAUAAUGGUGUUAGGGAGAUUUUGGGAGAUCAACACUCUUCUAGGAGUUGUUAUAAAACCACCAUGAGGAGCAAGGGAGAAUCUUCGUAG
Messenger RNA from Tripterygium wilfordii, 795 nucleotides. RefSeq lists its product as uncharacterized. The coding region runs from base 1 to 795 and encodes 264 amino acids. The record is from RefSeq and is a predicted model, not a curated record. NCBI's taxonomy places the organism in Eukaryota, Viridiplantae, Streptophyta, Magnoliopsida, Celastrales, Celastraceae. The transcript has 2 exons.